Molecule: messenger RNA, 2793 nt
Organism: Gigantopelta aegis
Lineage: Eukaryota; Metazoa; Mollusca; Gastropoda; Neomphalida; Peltospiridae
Product: 3-hydroxybutyryl-CoA dehydrogenase-like
Exons: 8
Coding region: 221-1084 (287 amino acids)
Biological process (GO): fatty acid metabolic process
Molecular function (GO): NAD+ binding
Source: RefSeq, a predicted model, not a curated record
ACACUUCCUGUUUAGUUCUUAGAUUUGAUCACUUAAAAAUAUUUUCUUUAUUUUAAAUUUACAUCGAUUAUGUUAAUUGAAAUUUAUUUUCAUUUCAUUAACAUAUCUUUUAAUACUUAUUUUGUGUGUGAAAAGCCUUAAUUAAGUUUUGUUAAAAAAUGCCAUAAAUCAAUCUACAGUAACCGAGUCCAGGUGAAAGUUCAUUAUUUCAUAAUCGAUAAUGAAAAUUGCUGUUUUAGGAUGUGGUCUCAUGGGUGUAAGAAUAGCAGGUGAACUUGCAUAUCAUGGACACAGAGUUAAAAUAUUUGACAGCAAUGGGAAUGCUUUGGAUAAAGUAUUUGAACGACUGCAAGAUGAUAAAAGGAUGUUGCAUGAAGAAGGCCUGAUACCACAGGAAAAAUUUAUUGGCCAAGUGUAUUGUAUGAGUCGCCUGGAGGAAACUGUUCGGGACGCUGAUUUUAUAUUUGAAGUUAUUAUUGAGAAACUUGAUGCUAAGAAGGAUAUUUUUGAAAGAGUAUCACACUUGUGCAAAGCUGAUGCAGUGAUCGCAUCCAACACGAUGGGUCUCAGCAUUGACGAACUUACUGAGAGAACGGUUGGCAAAGAGAGAACACUGGGACUUCGCUUUUUGUUUCCUGUUUACUACAUCCCUGAGCUGGAGAUAACUCCUGGACCUAACACCUCUGCUAUCACAAUAGAAAAAGUGAGAGUGUUGCUUGAAAAAAUGGGGAAAACCCUGUUUUUCCGAUCAGGAGGAAAUCCACUGAUACUGUCAGAAGAACAAAGAGAGGCAAGGAAAUGUGCUCGUCUUGAACAGAUAAAACUGGGUGCAUAUGAAAAAUGUGUUCCUGCCCUUUCCCACCGUGGCAACAUAACUCCAAAGGCACAAGAAGAGUCUCUUGUAGCCAGUGACUUGGACCGAGACUGUGCGAUCUGCAUGGAUCGACUGCGCGACUGCUUGAUGCAGCCCUGUCACCACAUGGUCACAUGUUACGAGUGUUCCAAAAUGCUCUUCAACAGGAAAGAUGGAUGUCCAAUAUGCCGCAAAAAUAUCAAAGAACUCAUAAAAGUGUAUCAUUCCUGAUGGAUUUGUAAUUUUUUGACAAAACACUUGCACAUAUAUAGGCAAAUUCAUGACAUUGAAUAGGUUGUGUUGAUUAUGUGCUAUUUGCCUAAUUGUUAUAAUUUGAAAUAUUUUAUAUCAGUAUUUGCCUUGAUAGUCCUUUCUUUUUCUAAGGAUACAUCUUUUGUUUACAAGAUUGUUUCAGAAUUUGAUUUCAUACUUUUGAUGAGUUGGUUUAAUCAAAGGGCAAAAUGUGACAUAUCCUAUUUUACUAGUCUUUCUAUUAAAAAGAAAUACCAUUAUUUGAAGUAGAAAGAUCUAUGUUUUUUUCUAAAUUUAGAUGUACAUUGUAUUGUUAAAUAGUAAUUGUAAAUAUUAUUUAAUCAUAUGUAGGAUUGACAAUGAUGUGAUUAAUACUAAAGAAGAUGGUGAGUGAAGGUUUCAAGUAACUUGCCAACUGAACCAGAUGUAGAUUAUUGUUUAACAUCUUGUUUAAAGAGAAAAUCAUAGCAAUAUUUAUAACUAUACUUCAUACAAGUGAAGUCUUUAUGGAGGUUCAGAAUAUGACAAUUUUUCUAAAUAUUUAUAUCAAUUCCAUGUUUAAAGCCAGGUUUUUAACCAUAUAUUUUACUUUUUUAUUGGGUUGUAGAAUUUUAGUAACCAUUAAAUUUAUUUUAAAUUGUAUUAUAAAAGAAAAUGAAUUGUGUAUUAUCCAGUAUUACUCAAAUUGUAUUACUUAACGUUAUGCUACUUUCAUAUUGGAAAUAGUGCAGUAAAUCUUCCACUAUUUAUUAUUACUGUAUACCAGUGAUUUCAUUUUGUAUAUUCAUUUAAUUUGACCAUUAUGUUACAAAGUAGUACAAGAAACUGAUAUGAAACUGGUUGAUGUUUAAUCCCAUGCAAAGAUUAUCAUCAAAAAUAAUAAAUAAAAAACAAAUUUGGGGACAUUGGCAUUGUGAUUUAAUGAAAAACAACUGCUACAUUAUUGAUUAUUGGUAUUUUCUUUAACUCAUUGUCAAUUUAACAAGCUAAUUAUUCACUCAAUUUCAGAUAUACUCACAAAUUAAAUUACAAAUAUGUUGUAUUUGUGGCAGGUAGCUUGCUUCUGGCAGUGAAAUACAACUGCACAUUUUUCAGAUUUUGAUUUUAAAUAUUUUUCACAAUGCAUGCAAAACUCUGGGUCAUAUUUCACAAUGUUCGAUCAAUAAUGUUGGACUUGUACUACUUAUAUAGUUGUAUAUAUUGUACUUUUUAUGGCAUUUAUUUAUUGUGAUGGCUUAUUUGUUAUAUAGUAUUUAUUUUGACCUACAUUUUUCUGCCAUGUUCUUUGUUACUGACUGCUUGAUUGACUGACUGACUGACUGACUAACUGACUGACUAACUAACACAGGGUUUUUCUUAUUGUAUCACCCAGAUUGUUUUUCUUAUCAAUUUCUUAUCUAAAAGAGAAAAUCCCUAAUUGACAUGUAUGCUUCAUGACCAUAAUUUGUGUGUUAGCUUUGUGUACAACAACUAUCAAUUGGUCUGCUUUGCAUAAGUUCCAACCCUCCUAUUCUGAGUGGGAAACUUUUGUUUUAAAGCUUUCACUCACAGUUUUCGGUCUACCAUUAUUGAUAAAAAAAAUGCAGUUUUUUCAUAUAUUUUUUUAAUUAUCAUAUAACCAUAAUAGUGAUUUCCCUAGAAAUUUGGCACGGCAUGGUAGAUCAAACACUUUUGGGGCAUUUUCACCA